AUGUAUCCACGUCGCGGCCACCAAGUCGAACUGGACGAGCAACUGUCCCUUUCAGAUCAAGAUGUCAAUAUCCUCCUCCAAAUCGUCUCUCGCGCAGAGAAGCAGCCCGAUGCUCACCGACUCCCCUUUCGCGCUAUAUUCGCAGCGUAUGAUUCCGUGUUAUCGGAAAAUGGCAUCGAGGCGGAAACGGAUCGGACGUACCUGCGCUUUCUAUUCCAGCUUGGAGGCAAGUCGGUGCCAGGUGAUACGCUAUAUGAAAAAUUCGAGACCCUUUUGCUGCGCAUGGGCAUUGAGCUCGAGUACGGGGACGAGACAGGAGGGGAAGGGGGAAGAAUCGAAGAAGUCACCACCGCUGAUACAGAAGCCAAUGGUGCACUGGCAGAGGAAAAAAUACCGGCCGAUGGCAGCCGACUCGGUAUCCGGUCCAUGGGGGACAGCGCGCCAGGCGGGCGUCGUUCAAUUCAAUUCGGAAGGAGAAUUUUCUCUCCGCCCCCAAUCAGGAGAGAGGAGCUUGCUCGACAUGCACAUGCACCGGCCAUUGUGGAAACGAGAAGCAGGAUGACAGCCAACAGAGCUACAAAGAACACUGCUCGUCGCCAUCCGCAGACUGGUGCAAUUAUUACCGAACCGGCCCAAUUGCGAGUGGAUUUAGAUGCGCAUCAUUUGAAUCAUGGUGUGAAUGAAAAUAAAACAACAAACCACACUAAUCAGAAGCGGUUAUUAUUUGAUAGCAGCGAGGAAUCUAAUGAUGAGCCUCUCCAACAUGGCGAUCUUAUACCCGGAGUUCAAGUAUCCCCAGAAUUAAUAUACCAGCCUUCUCUUUCUCACCUUCUCCGCGAUGCGUCCACAUUCAACAUGUAUCGACAACGAGGUACUGUCCGACGAAUAUUUGCUAAAUGGUCGGAGCGAGCUAAGCGACAACAACAAACCUUCGAGUCUAUGCAAAAGGCAGCUGCCAAGCAUGAUGCAUCUACCCUUCAGCGUCAGGCAUUUGACAUUUGGCGAACCACAUGGCGACAGAAACGCCAAGAAGCCCAGACGGCAAGAUUCUUUAAACAUCUUGAGAAGCGUGCUGCGCGAGCUCGAGAUCUAUAUUUAAUGACGAAAGCAUUCACUCAUUGGGCACAAGUUACUUCGGAUGAGGUAGAGAAAGCGUCUGAAGCCCGACGACAUAUUCUAUGCAUAAAGUAUUUCAAUGCGUGGCGGGGGAUAACCGCAGUAAAUGAGAUGAAGGCUCAACGGCUUGCGUUGACGAAGCCAUUCAAGGCCUGGAAGACUAAAUUUAAACAGUUCCAGAAAGACGAUGCCGAGGCUGAUGCUGUUUAUCAGGAAAACCUUGCAAGGUCUGCGUAUUGGAAGUGGUUUUGGACAUUCUGCGAUCGACGUGCCCCUCAGUGGAGAGAUUAUCGCUUGAAACAUAAGUCACUUCUCUCGUGGCUUCGGGCAUUGCGAACCCAAAGGGAGCGUGACCAAGAGAUAGACGUGCACAACAAACAGACUUUGCUUCAGGCGACUUUCCAGAAAUGGUCCCAACGGAUGCGCGCCAUUAUUUCGGCUCAACAACACGCCGAUAGCCGGUGGAAGCUUGAACAUACCGGGCAUUGUUUCUCGGAAUGGCGGAUUCGAACUCACUUAGAACCCAUCGCCGUAAAAGUCUCUGCUUCAGUCGAAUCGAGAAUCCUCCACUCCUCCAUCAAGACAUGGGCGUUGCAGUCGCGCAUGUCGAAACAUGCACGAGAAGUUGACCGUCUCCGUAUUAUGCGCAAUACAUGGACCACAUGGAACGACAACCUGCGCUGUCUAGCUCUUUCCUCUCGCAUCAACGAGCGUGUCGUUAUGCAAGCGUUGUAUAAAUGGGUACUGAUGGCGCGCGUUCGUCUGAUGAGCAGAAUUCACGAGCAGCGUGUAAAACGUGAGACAUUGGCGAGAUUGACCUUAAAUUCGCGAGGACUGUAUACAAGGCUUCUGCGCCAAGAGGAAGAUUUUCGCGCCCACCGUUCAAGAGAGCUCCUUCGGUCGAAACUCUAUGACUGGCGAGAGAAACUUGCUACUCAAAGACGGCGCGAUCAUGUCGCGCUGGUGUACUACGCCCCCAGACUUGAACAGGAGACUCUUGACGCUUGGAAGAACCAGAUGCGCCACGUUUCUGAAUUGGAGUCCUGGGCGAAGGAUGCUCGUUUCUACUUUCUUAUGACCGGGUAUCUAAAACAAUGGCGCGUUGCUGCAGCGAAUUCGGCCAAAAAACGACGUCAAGAUGCCUACGCGAAGGUUAGGCGUACGAUCAAAAUGAAUCUAGCUUCUGGAGCGCUCUCAGCGUUACGAUCUAAAGCGGUCACCAACGCAAAAUUAGAACACCACGCUGAUGACAUACGCUGGAGCCGGCUAUUCAAACUCGGUAUUGAUGCUUUUGAUAAGUGGCGUGCGGCGACUGCCCGACGGCGAGUGAACGUGCGUGAUUCGGAGAUAUUUUACAGUCGACAACUAGCUUAUAGCUGCCUUACUCGGAUGAGUUCGUUAUUUACUAGAAUUCGCGCGCUGGAUGAAAAGGCUAUUCAAUUUCAAGUAAUACACGUAUCUGCAUCUGGUGCAACCCAACUUCGCAAACUCUCUCUACGCAUUUUUCAAAUUAAGGCCAGUUUGGAGACAGCGGAUGCUCUGAAUGAGCGAAACCUCCGUAAGCAUCUCAGAAAUAUGUUCCGGCAUUGGUACGGGAAGGCGAAACGAUUGUUGGACGGCAGAGAUGGAGAUAUACAUCGAUACCCUACAAUUGGAGCAAGUUAUGACAAUAUCACCACAACCCCACGCCGGCUAAACGAAGGGUGGCCUUUAGUGGAUCCAAUUUUGAGCCUGAGCGAGCUAGGCCCGCUUCCACACUUUACAGCACAAACUCCGAUAGCCACACCGGGGUACCUCAAUAGCCCAUCCAAGCGGGCGGCGCGGGCUAAAGCGCUCGCGCAGGUUUCUACGACCCCGGCUACACCUAUAAGAACGCCGUUCGCGGCCCGUUUAAGGGCGGAGCAGGUGCGGACAGAACCGCGACAGUUUUUACAUAAUAGGACUAGUGUUCACACUCGACGAAGUUCUCUGGGUGCUAUUGUCCGGUUUGCUGAUGAGGCUGUUGAUGAUAAUGAUGAUUACAACGCUGGAGAUGAUAUCGGCGAUGCCGAUGAUGAUGAUGGUGAAGUUGGCGAUGAACCUGAAUCUCCGACUAAAAGGAGAUCUACAAAUUGA
Histoplasma capsulatum G186AR is the source of this 3231-nucleotide messenger RNA. RefSeq lists its product as uncharacterized. The record is from RefSeq and is a predicted model, not a curated record. Bases 1 to 3231 code for a protein of 1076 amino acids. The transcript has 3 exons. NCBI's taxonomy places the organism in Eukaryota, Fungi, Ascomycota, Eurotiomycetes, Onygenales, Ajellomycetaceae.